Molecule: messenger RNA, 795 nt
Organism: Aspergillus aculeatus ATCC 16872
Lineage: Eukaryota; Fungi; Ascomycota; Eurotiomycetes; Eurotiales; Aspergillaceae
Product: THUMP domain-containing protein
Exons: 6
Coding region: 1-795 (264 amino acids)
Biological process (GO): tRNA modification
Molecular function (GO): RNA binding
Source: RefSeq, a predicted model, not a curated record
AUGUCGGCCCAGUCGUCUAAGAAAAGAAAGGGUGGUGGUGGUCAAUGGCGCAAGCCAGGCAAUAAAGCAGGGAUCGAGGGUGGUGAUUGGGGAGUUUUUGUGAGUUGCGACAUCGGAAAAGAGACCAAGUGUAUGUCGGAGGCUGUGGAUUUGUUUACACAGAGCAUCGAAGGGACUGAGAAAGUCGACGAUGGGGACAAGUCCGACUCAGAUGAAGAUGACAUCGAGGCGAUGAUCAAAAAGGAGGUCGAAGGGCUGAAGCCCAGCCAAGCCAAGUCUCGUCCGUUCCAAGCAAUUCGAAUGGACUUACCAUGUCUAUCGUUCAUUCGAUUUGACAAGUCCAUUGAUCCAGAGCAGAUGGUACAUCAAUUGUGCCUUGAUGCGCACGCUCAUCCCGAAAAGAAGCGCUCUCGGUACAUACAACGCAUGACUCCUGUCAAAUCGGUUCGCAAGACUCUCAGUGUCGAACUGGAGUCUUUCGCGCGUGAGGUCCUCAAAUCUACCUUUCACUCUGGAGGUCCUCCGAAGAAGUACGCCAUCCGGCCAGUCGUAAGAAGCAACAAAAAGUUCAGCAGGGACACGGUAAUCAAGACAGUUGCCGAUGUCGUUGGUACUGAACACCCCGUUGAUCUCAAGAACUAUGAUAUACUCAUCAACGUCAUGGUUAUCCAGAAUGUUAUUGGUAUCGGUGUCGCAGGAAGCGAUUAUGAGCAGCUGAAACGGUAUAACCUGGCCGAACUAUAUACUCCAACUGCAGCAGCGCAGGCUGCUGAGACUGAGACUUCUGAAGUCUAG